Molecule: messenger RNA, 1338 nt
Organism: Symbiodinium natans
Lineage: Eukaryota; Dinophyceae; Suessiales; Symbiodiniaceae
Source: the annotation of a GenBank genome assembly
AUGGCUCUGGAUCUUCGCGGGCCCAUUUGUGAAGAGCAGAAUGGAGAGCCAGUGGUGUCCAGGCCGAAGGCGCCUUACUCCCAGAAGCUUGCCGCGCAGCUGGCGGUGGCCAUGCCCGAGAUGGGCUGGAGCAUCUGCGAGCCGCUGUUUAUGCCGCUGCUGCUGGAGCUUCAAGUUCCAGAUUCCUUGUUGGCCAUCUGCUGGGUGAUCAGCCCCGCGGCAGGCCUCCUCUUGCAGCCUUGUGUCGGUGCUCUGAGCGACAAGCACGGAAGGAGGCCCUUCAUUCUCCUCUUUGGGUUGAUGGCGGUCGUGGGCCUUACGGUAACACCGCUUCUGGCCGAAGUUGCUGACAAGGCUGUGGCGCGGCCUUUGGCCAUGGUCGCCUUUGGCUUUGCAGACGUCAGUCAUGAUAUGCUGGUGACGCCUACACGGGCCCAGAUGAACGACGUGUUCGACCCUGACACGGCAGAGACACGGUGCGCGGUGGUUGGAGGCAUUGCAAAGACCUUCGCUAUGCUUUGUGUUAUAUUGUUGUCAAGAGAAGCAGCUUUCUUGGUAGUGGCAGCCGCCGCAUUUCUAGCAACAGCCUCGCAGCUGCUUGGGCGAAAAGAAGAUGCGGUUGCGGAGAGCGACCGCCUCGCUGAACUUGAGACCGCAGAUGCGCGAAGACCUCGCAUUUAUCCAGUCGGUUUUUGGCAGUUGUGGCUGCUUCAGUGUGCCGGCUGGCUGUCGGUGUGUACCUGGAGCUUCUAUUUCACAAGUGUGUGGGCAGAAGUGAAGGGAGCCCGCUCGAGUGCCAGUGCCGGAUUUGAGCCGGCCGUGCGAGAAGCCACUGGCUACUUGCUGCUGGGCUCCUUUGUCUUCCUGGCGGCAGGGGGUUUCUUGCACCGGUUAUCAGGGCCGUCAGGGAUCUGUAAAGAUGAGUGGGUGGCGCUGUUUGCAUCUGUUUUUGUCAUGAUGAGCACCCUCAUUGCUUGUUGCCUGGCUCACUUAAACAGCAUACUGUACUGGCUGGCAGCAGCUUUGGUGGUUCUUGCCAUGCCUGUCGCCUAUCAGAUACUUUCGAACACACCGUUCAAGUGGUUGGAGAGCCAGCCAGGGUUCGACGCCACACAGCGAGGUUGGCUUACAGGCAUCUUCAACACCACGCUGGCGGUGGCACAGGCCUUCACGGCCGUCCUCAGUGGUCCCAUUGUGGCGGCAGCCGGGGGUAGACUUUGGGCUGCAUAUGCCGCCGCAACUCUCUUCGAUGCCCUGGUUCUCCUCCUUGUGCUGGUCAUGAGGCUCGUGACGCCCAUGUCACCCUCUCCGCGCGAUCUCGGCGGGAAUCGGCGAUGA